Molecule: messenger RNA, 687 nt
Organism: Eucalyptus grandis
Lineage: Eukaryota; Viridiplantae; Streptophyta; Magnoliopsida; Myrtales; Myrtaceae
Exons: 5
Coding region: 1-672 (223 amino acids)
Molecular function (GO): kinase activity; ATP binding
Source: RefSeq, a predicted model, not a curated record
AUGGUUGAUGAAGCUAGACAACUGGGAUUUGAAGAUGGGAGGGAGUGCCCGCGGCUGAGCAAGCUGGCGAUCGAGUACUUGAAGAGGACCAAUGGGUGUGAAGAGGACAUCUUCGGGUUCUUUGCUAGCGAACAGGACGCGAAAUCGCUGUGCGAGAAGCUCAUCGAUGAGUUCGAGCAAUGCAUCCUCAGUUACUUUGCGUUCCAUUGGAGAGAAGCGUCUGCUAUGAUUAGUCAGGUGCUGAGUGACGAGCCCAAGACUGGGAUAAAGCUCAAGCACUUUGUGUUGGCCGCUACCAGGAAACUGAGAUUUGAGAAGGUGGCCAGGGACCUAAAAGUAACGAGGGUGAUAAGCACCUUGGUAGAAGAGAUGAAGUUGAUCGGAGGGCCCGUGCGUGAGGGCGAUGAAUUGACAGACGUGAUGAUGCCGGUGGCUCACAGUCGCAGAAGCCCGGUCUUCUUGCUCAUCGGUGGAGGUGCCGGAGCCGGAAAGAGCACUAUCAUCAAAGACAUUCUUCAGCAGCCACUCUGGGUUGAAGCAGCAAGUAAUGCCGUGGUAGUGGAGAUCGAUGCAUUCAAGGAGACGGAUGCUGUAUACCAGGCACUCUGUGCAAAUGGUCGUCAUGAUGACAUGCUUCAUACCGCUGAACUGGUACGCAUCUUCUUUCCUUAACUAUUUUAAGGAUAA